Molecule: messenger RNA, 534 nt
Organism: Phytophthora infestans T30-4
Lineage: Eukaryota; Oomycota; Peronosporomycetes; Peronosporales; Peronosporaceae
Exons: 4
Coding region: 1-534 (177 amino acids)
Source: RefSeq, a predicted model, not a curated record
AUGACCAAUACUCAGCAAGAGCACGAGGCUGGCUUCCGCCUGCGCAGCGAUGUCUGCGUUCGCGUUGUGCAGGACACUACCAAGGUCGAUGGUCUAGGCGGCGAAGUGUGGGCGGGUGCGCUUGUCCUCUGCGAAUUCCUGGAGACGCACAAACAGGAGGUGGUGCAUGGACGCGAUGUGAUCGAGCUUGGCGCUGGCUGCGGGUUAUGCGGGUUAGUUGCCGCCUCACUAGGUGCCAGAAAGACCGUGUUGACAGACGAAUAUCCUGAUUUGCUGGCGAAGAACAUCAUGAAGAACCAUCACAUCUGGGCCGAGCGUGGGGCUGACGGCUCCUCCGCCAUAAUCUCGAGUGGGGAGCUGGAAUGGGGUAUCGUGGGGUCUGUCGCGCCAUUCGCCCACAAGUUCGACACCAUGCUCGGCAGCGAGAUCACACAGAUGCACAGCUUGACAUUCGUAGCCGCCGCAAAGCAGACAGGUUCCACUGUACGCACACACCCGUCAGACGACUGGAGCGUAAUCUUUGAGCUACGGUAG